AUGCCCGACAGAGCCAACGUGACCGGUAACGCAUGCGCCGCAGCGGCGAUUGAGGUUGAGGCCAACAGUGGCAUCGUCGUCGUAUUCGAAGGUGUUGAAGAUGGUAAAAUCGAGGAGGAGGAGGAGGAGAAGGAGGAGAAUGAGAAGAAAACAGACACAGACACAAUCACAUACUCAGAUAAGAAAUCCCCAUGGGAGGUCGGCCCCGUUGUCGGGUUCAACAGUGGAGGUCUUAUCGAUCCGUUUGGUAACUGGUCAUCGUGUAUUGGCCAGUCGAGAGCGCUUAUCGUUCAAAGUGACGCACUGGGCUUGGAGAUCUUCGCUCCAGACCUAGCUACCUUACCUAGCGACCGCCCUCACUCUGUUAUGAUGAAGCUCCUCUCAGCUGGCGCACUGGCUCUUGGCCUCGCUAACUUGCCUAGCACUUUUGCUUGGGGCAGUCUCGGUCAUAUCACCACUGCUUACCUCGCCAGUCAUUUUGUCGCAAACACCACCGAAGCUCACCUAAAGUAUAUUCUCUAUAAUGACGAGGAAGACUACCUUGCGAAAAUAGCAUCAUGGGCAGACUCGAUUCGCUACACAGAUUGGGGUCGAUACACCAAGACCUUUCACUUCAUCGACGCUCACGACAGCCCUCCUAACAAGUGUGACGUCGACUUUGAGCGUGAUUGCAAGGACGAUGGAUGUGUUCUCACCGCCCUCAAGAACUACACCCAGCAAUCAGUUGAGCCUCAGCUGCCCUUCUGGCAGCGCAACCAGGCCGCCAAGUUUGUCGUUCACUUUAUCGGAGAUCUGCACCAGCCUCUACAUAACGAGAAUGUCGAAAAGGGUGGCAACGGUCUUGCAGUGACAUUUGACGGCCGCACAUUCAACCUCCACCACGUCUGGGACAGCUCUAUCGCUGAGAAGCUGUUGGGUGGUCUGCACGGCGACCCCUUCAAGCUCGCCAACAACUGGGCCAACCAGCUUGCAGUCGAGAUCACAGACGGCAAGUUCGCAGAGGCAAAAGACGCGUGGUUGAAGGAUCUAGACUUCAGUGACCCCAUCAGCACGGCACUUGCUUGGUCCCGAGAGGCCAAUGCGCUCGUCUGCACUCACGUUCUGCCCGAAGGUGCCGAUGCCAUUGUCGGUCAGGAACUGGGAGGCGAGUACUUUGAAAAGGCUGCCCCUGUCAUUGAGGAGCAGGUUGCCAAGGCCGGUUACAGAAUGGCUGCCUGGCUGGACAAGAUCGUUGAGGCUUACAAGGAUGUUGAGCAGAAGCAGAUGUCCGAGGAGCUCUGA
Fusarium subglutinans is the source of this 1281-nucleotide messenger RNA. Its product is annotated as nuclease S1 precursor. The transcript is spliced from 5 exons. Lineage: Eukaryota; Fungi; Ascomycota; Sordariomycetes; Hypocreales; Nectriaceae. Gene Ontology annotation, molecular function: nucleic acid binding; endonuclease activity. The record is from RefSeq and is a predicted model, not a curated record. The coding region runs from base 1 to 1281 and encodes 426 amino acids. Gene Ontology annotation, biological process: DNA catabolic process.